Messenger RNA from Cynara cardunculus var. scolymus (artichoke), 1074 nucleotides. RefSeq names its product cytosolic sulfotransferase 5-like. Bases 1 to 1074 code for a protein of 357 amino acids. NCBI's taxonomy places the organism in Eukaryota, Viridiplantae, Streptophyta, Magnoliopsida, Asterales, Asteraceae. The transcript has a single exon. Gene Ontology annotation, cellular component: cytoplasm. The record is from RefSeq and is a predicted model, not a curated record. Gene Ontology annotation, molecular function: sulfotransferase activity. Gene Ontology annotation, biological process: sulfation.
AUGGCCACUUACCUUCUUCCCGACCACGAUGCAUGCUACAACCCCAAACCCAUUAAUGGCGAUAACCAAAUCCAAACAGAAGAACAAGAAGCCUAUGAUCAAAAGCUCGACGCCAUGAUUGCAACUCUUCCCAAAAACAAAGGCUGGAGAAGCCAAUACAUCUUUCGUUAUAAAGGCUUUUGGGCCAGCCGUGAAGUGAUCAGAGGCCAGUUGUUGAUCGGAGAUCACUUCCAUCCCCAACCCACCGAUAUCUUCCUCGCGGCUUUCAUGAAGUGUGGAACCACCUGGCUCAAAGCUCUCAUGUUCGCCACCGUCAACCGCCAGCGUUACAACUUUUCCGACCACCCUCUCCUUCGUACUGGCCCCCAGAGUGUUUUCCCCUUCCUUGACACCCAUAUUUUUCUUGACCACCCCAUAACCAACUUCGACCAUCUCCCUGCUCCUCGACUCUUUGCCACCCACAACGCUCACAGCUCGUUACCGACGUCGAUGACAUCUCCGGCGUCGACAUGCAAGUUUGUGUACGUGUGUAGGGACCCGAAAGACGCACUCAUUUCGAAGUGGCAUUUUAUGAGAAAGCUUAGGUCGAAAGAACUGCCACCCAUCUCGUUUAACGAAGCUUUUGAGUUGUUCUGCAAUGGGGUUUCGGAAUACGGACCUUUUUGGGACCACGUGUUGGGGUACUGGAAAGCAAGCCAAGAAUCACCGGAGAAGAUCUUGUUUCUCAAGUAUGAGGAUAUGAAGAGGGAACCGACGGUGGAGCUGAAGAAACUGGCGGCGUUCAUGGGAACGCCGUUCACGGAGGAGGAAGAGAAGAAAGGGGUGGUGGAAGAGAUAGUGAAGCUGUGUAGCUUCGAGAAUUUGAGUAAUCUGGAGGUGAAUAAGGGCGGUGGCGGUGGUCAGAAGUUUACGGCGAAGGUGGUGGUGGAGAAUCGGGAGUUUUUCAGGAAAGGGAAGGUGGGAGAUUGGGAGAAUUACUUGACGGAGGAGAUGAAAAACCGGAUUGAUACGAUCACCAUUAACAGGUUGAAGGGUUCAGGGUUGAUUAUGGGUGCCACCAAAACUCUCAUUUAA